UUAGGAGAGGGUGACAGAGUAGGUGGAAAGCGGAAUCUUAAAAUAGAUUAUGAAAUAUUGCUUAAGGGAUUGACAGAUAGAUGUGUGGACCACCAAAGGUAAUUGCACGGAUGUUUGUUGUGAAAGACUUCUUUCAGGAAGUAGAAAUUUCAAUGCACAUUUUCUGAUCCUUGUUUUUCUUUUUCCAUAUGGCGUAAGCGCAUUAUUUAAGGGUUUUCUUUUUUUUCCUUUUUUCAUGUUGGGGGCGGGAGGAGAGAAUCCAGUAUCUUGCAAAAUUCCAAUUAAUGUGCAACCGGCACUUUACCGGUUAUGAGCAAAAAGUUGAAUAAUUUGAAACAGAAAUUUUUGUCUUUUUUUCUUCGGACUUCCCUAGUCAGCAGACCACUGAAGCUGUAACUGCAACCAUAUAGUUUUUAAAGACACAAUUUAUGAAAGUGCAUCAUUUGGGUAUUCAGCGGCACGCAGUAAGCAGGGAUCUCAUACGGCAAAAAGGAAUUAACUCUGGCAGUUAUCUACGGAAAAGGUCACUCACCAAAGAACAACACAGAAAUAUGACAACUACCAAUCCGGCAGAUACGAUAACCUUGAAGCUCAUCUUAGUGAGUGGUAAGACAAAAGAGUUCCCCUUCUCACCCAGCAACUCUGCAGCGGACAUUGCCAAGCAUGUGUACAACCACUGGCCAAUGGACUGGGAAGAGGAACAAGUCAGCAGUCCAAACAUACUGAGGCUCAUCUACCAGGGGAGGUUUCUGCAUGGAAAUGUAACACUGGGAGCAUUAAAACUACCCCAUGGCAAGAUAACAGUGAUGCAUCUAGUGGCCAGAGAGACGCUGCCAGAGCCAAACUCCCAAGGUCAAAGGAAUCGUGAGAAGACUAGAGAAAGCAACUGCUGUGUAAUCCUGUGAACAUUCCCAGCCUCGUCUGCCACCUGGGGUGGAACACAGUCUGUCUUUCAUGCUACUGAAGUAGAUGCCUGGGAGGCCCUAGAGAGUGCACAAAAAUUAUUUUGCUGGGGGCCACGGGAGAAAUCAGGGAGGUGAAUGUGAUGUGGUUAAUUUCAAAUGUGUGUUUCAGACUUUAGUCUCCCUCCUCAUCCAUUUAUUCUGGAAGCACAAACAGAUGCACUCAAGCAUUCAGACUGACUCUGGUGGUCCAGUUUGGCUGCCCAUGGCAGAGAUUCACUUCCUCUGUUCUGUAAAAUUUACAGUAUCUGGCUGCCCCUAGCUCCACCUAGAGACAGUUCUGAAAACUGGAAGCAGUGGUACAGACUAUAAAGUUGUAAAGGCUGAUUUAUACUUGAUUUAUACAGCAUAGAAUAUACUUCAUUGGCAGCCCUGUACCGACACCAUACCUAUGCCAUACUAACAGCAUAGAUUUUGCACAAAAGUAUAAAUCAGCCUUAAGGGUUAGCAUGCACCCAUAGGGAUGCAAUAUGAAGGGAUGCAGGUGGGUGUUAUACAUCCAGAACAUCAUAUGUGUGCACAAUUUAACCACUAAAAAACACUAAACUUGUUAUUCAGGACUGUUUCAAACAGUAUGUGACUAAACUUUUAUUGUGCCUCUAAUCUGAAUUCAAUCUGCAAGGCAACUGACAAAUAUGUAUGCUGUUUUUCUCGGGAAGAUGAGUUUCCUAUAUUUAUGUGUAGAUCAUAGGAAAAUUGACAAACUAUGGAGUUAAUUUCCUAGCCUUAGAUUUUAUUAAAUCACUGGGUUCUUUUAUUAACCGACAAAGACCAUCAACAUGUUAUUCUGUGGUUCUUUUUUUAUUUUGAAUUGUCUUAGUAUUUGUCUUAACCUUUCACUUCUAUGUGUCAAUUUGCACAGCUGUGUUGAAGCAUGAAUUAUUUCAUAUAAAGCUGAAAAAAGGAUUUUGUUUUUAACGUUUUCCUGUAGGAGUUAAUUUGGAAACUAGGGAUAUAUGUGUACAAUAUCUUUAAUGUUAAUCUUAUACAAAAAAUAUGCUCAUACAUGGAUAUUACUUGGAUAUAGUGAUGUUCAGUGUAAUAUAGUUUAUAUAAUUACUAGUAGCAGUAGCAGCUGAUCCCACCUCUUGAUGACAAUGCUAUGUACCUUAAAACUAAAUCCUAAUUCAAUUUA
Paramormyrops kingsleyae is the source of this 2097-nucleotide messenger RNA. RefSeq names its product ubiquitin-like protein 3. The record is from RefSeq and is a predicted model, not a curated record. Gene Ontology annotation, molecular function: protein binding. Lineage: Eukaryota; Metazoa; Chordata; Actinopteri; Osteoglossiformes; Mormyridae.